UCCCUGCUACUGCUCGCCAUCGUCCAGCUGGCCCACCAGUACUGUUACUUCAUGAAGCCGCUAAACUUUAGCAGCUGGGACACGCCCAACUAUAGGCUGUUUAUGAAAUUGCAUAUUCGCAACAAUUCAUUGUCAUCGGUCACAAUUGUGCACAAGGAAGUGGCCAUACCGAUAUGGCAUCUGGUUAUCCUCCAAAAUCCGAACAAGCGGCGCAACGGAAUACGAUCUGAUAUGGCACGUACUAUCUAUAAUUCUUCGAUCAAGACGUGCGAGUUUUGGAAAUAUAUACGACGCGUUACCGCCUGGAACAAUGCCGCCAAGUUGAUAUUAUCGGGCGGCGGCAGCAACAUGAGUCUUGACUGCCCCCUCAAGCGCGGCACCUACAUGAUGAACAUCAUCCAGGUGCCGCCCGACACUUCGAUACUGAAGUUCAUGUAUCAGCCGAAUGCGAUCUAUUCGGUGAUCGGCACCGUCUACUCCCUGAAUCCCAAAAACAGCAGUAAAGAGGCAAUUUGCCACUACGAGGUCAACACCACCAUUCUCAAGAACUGUUGACCGUUCAAGAAGUUGAAUAACUUUUUUUUGUUUUUUUUUUUUUUCACUAGUUCCUAAGCUGCAGCUAAAUAAAAAC
Messenger RNA from Drosophila hydei, 631 nucleotides. RefSeq lists its product as uncharacterized. The record is from RefSeq and is a predicted model, not a curated record. The transcript has 2 exons. Bases 52 to 555 code for a protein of 167 amino acids. NCBI's taxonomy places the organism in Eukaryota, Metazoa, Arthropoda, Insecta, Diptera, Drosophilidae.